Dentiscutata erythropus is the source of this 2682-nucleotide messenger RNA. The record is from the annotation of a GenBank genome assembly. Lineage: Eukaryota; Fungi; Glomeromycota; Glomeromycetes; Diversisporales; Gigasporaceae.
AUGAGUUCUGAUACUGAGAAAACAGUUGAUGAUUUAGUAGUAAAUGCAAAAGACAAUCAACACAUUUUAAAAAAUGAUGAUAUUAAAAAGAAAAAUGUUGUCAAUGGAAAGACGCCAAGUGGUGAAGUUUUCAAAGUACCGCAAACCGCUGACAUGUUAACCUCUGUUUUCGAACCUAAUUCUAAAAAAUCCGCGUUCGAUGUAAUAAUCCUGGCAAUCAUGGGUUUUCAGAUCGUGUUAUUUUUUGUUCUUCCAUCACAUAUCAAACAAUGGGCUUUCUUAUUUCUUUUCGGACUCUGGAGAACUGCGUACAAUGUUGGACUAGGCAUGUUACUGAAAUAUCAAAGUGAUAAACAUGUAUUAGUAUCGUGGGUCAAACGUUUAAAGAUCUUUAAUAAAAAAGAGGGUGGCAAGUUGUAUAAGUUUUUUAAAGAGGAAUUGAGUGUUAAAAUGGGUGAUGAUUAUAAUUUUGAUGAUGUUCCUUUAGAGUUUAACACAUGGCUGCUCUUCCGUCAACUAGUUGAUCUUAUUCUUUUGAAUGAUUUCACCACAUAUAUUUGCUUUGCACUUGCUAAUUUUAAUAUUCCUGAAAGUUCUGGCAUCAUUAUGAAUAUCCUGCGUUGGGUUGGUGGUCUAUUCUUGUUAUGGUUCAAUAUUUGGGUGAAAAGAGAUGCACAUCGUGUUGUCAAAGAUUACGCUUGGUAUUGGGGUGACUUUUUCUUCCUUGUUGAUCAAUCACUAACAUUUGAGGGUGUAUUUGAAUUGGCACCACAUCCAAUGUAUUCAGUUGGAUAUAUAGGUUAUUAUGGCAUAUCUUUGAUGAUGGCUAGCUAUACUGUGUUAUUCGUAAGCUUGGUAGCUCAUGCUUCACAAUUAGCCUUUUUAUCAUUAGUUGAAAAUCCUCAUAUUGACAAAAUAUAUAAUCCACCAACGCCUCUUAAUGCUAAACUUUCAAACCAAAUCAUACCAAAUACUCAUUCACAAAUAUCUUCAAAUGAGUCCAUCAAAUCUUCUGCUCCAGAUUUAUCCCCUACAUUAAACUAUCACUUUCGUGAUCUUAUAGUUUUUAAGAAUUUUGACCUUUUACGUUCAAAUGAUCUUUUUGUUGCCAUUAUUAUAUUCUAUACUACUGUUAUCCCAUUGUUUAUUGUCGGCGUUUCUGAUAACUUUGUUAAACUUUUCUUUAUCACUCAAUGUGUUGUAUGGAGGAUAUUUCAUUCGUACAUAUUAGGUGUUGUUUUAUUUUAUCAGAGCAAAGAAAAACUUUUGACAAAACAUUAUAUUAAAUUUGGUGGUACUGUAGGUGAUGCAUUUGAUAAUUGGAAGAGCACAUAUAAUCUUUCUUUAUGCAUGACGUAUGUAACGUUUAUUUCUGCUGCUUGGAAAAUGUAUUACUUUCCUGAAGAUUGGACCUAUGGUAUGGUAUUAUUGCGCCAUGUUUUCGGUGUAUUAUUGAUAGCUUUACAUAUAUGGGCAUCAGUUUCCGUGUUUGAAGUUCUUGGUGAUUUCGGUUGGUUCUAUGGUGACUUUUUCCUUGAUAAUUAUCCGACAACAUUAUAUUACAAUGGUAUUUAUCGAUUCUUUAACAAUCCUGAGAAACUUAUGGGUCAAGCUGCAUUUUGGGGUAUCACUCUUAUGGCAAAUAGUUGGCUUAUUUUUGGCUUGGCGUUAUUUGCUCAAAUUUCAAACCUUUUGUUCUUGCGAUAUGUUGAGAGUCCGCAUAUGAAAAAAUUAUAUGGUGACAAGAUUCGUAAAGAAGCCGGUGUCAUUAAGACAAUAAAGCGUGCCAAAUUUCUUCAAGGGAAAUUUGGUGAGGAUGUUGUUCAUGAGAUUCAGGCGGUUGAACGAAUCGUUAAAGAAGUUGCUGAAAAGAUUAUGAAAGAAACAGCUGAAGUUGCUGGUGUAUUUGUGCAAGCAGGUAAACCGAAACUGAAUGAAGUUGUAUCUGUGCUUAAGAUAUUUAGGGUUUCGAGGAAUAGAUUUAUGCUUAGUCAAAUUAAUAAGGGUAAUAAUCUUAAACAUUACUCAAUUGCGAUCUCACUUCCGGAAGAUAUGGCAGAUGAUAAUCGAAAAGCGAAACCAAUAGUAUUUGAGCUUGGAAAACCAAUACAUAUAUCAUGGACGGCACCCAAAAGUCAUUCACACCGAGAUUGGAUUGGAGUAUAUAAGGUCACUUCCAAUUCGUCUCAAGCAGUUACAGCCGUUUCAAGUAGAGGACGAUUUGUUUACGUGUCAUCUGAGGAAGAGGAUGGAGAAUCAAAUCUCCAUUCGACCGCAACUAUGGGUACCUACGAGUUUAGGUAUCAUCAUGAUAACAGAUAUGAUGUCAUGGCCAUUUCCCAGCCAUUCGAAAUUGUUGCGAAUUGCACAUCAGAUGAUCUUCAUGUUAUCGAACAAACAGUUCUCUCAUUAGUACAAAGGGUUCUUCUUGAUUCUGAUAGUAUACAUAUUGCAAACGAUGAAUUCUCUGAGAAUAAAAUUCCACGUACUACAAGUGAUGAUUACAUACUCAUGAAGGAAAUCCACGCCAAACGUAUUGUAUAUGGAAUUAAGAUGAUGUUUGGUGUAGAUUUUGCAUGGGAAGUUGUUAGUGUUGAUGCAAAUGUAGGAAGAUUAGCACAACGGAUAUAUAAAGCAAAACUUGCACUUAAACCAUUCCAAAUAGCGCAUCAACACGAAUAA